This is a messenger RNA of Echinococcus granulosus, 2115 nucleotides long. RefSeq names its product Histone-lysine N-methyltransferase SUV420H1-A. The transcript is spliced from 5 exons. The coding region runs from base 1 to 2115 and encodes 704 amino acids. NCBI's taxonomy places the organism in Eukaryota, Metazoa, Platyhelminthes, Cestoda, Cyclophyllidea, Taeniidae. Gene Ontology annotation, cellular component: nucleus. The record is from RefSeq and is a predicted model, not a curated record. Gene Ontology annotation, molecular function: histone H4K20 methyltransferase activity; protein binding.
AUGCGCCUUCGAAUAGCUCCUCGUGUGACGGGUCGUCUAAAGAAUAUUAUCACUGCCUUCCAGCAGCACAAGGAUUAUCAAUUAACAUUUAAACAGCUUAUCAGUGAGGAUGUUAGCAUUAAGCAGCAUUGGAAAAACGAUCUUCGCUUCCGUGAUCAUGUAGGCAAUCGCUAUGCCUCUGAGGGUCACAUUGGAGGGGCAAUUCUUUCGACUAAAAGUUGGCCAAAAGGCUCGAGAAUAGAUUCUCUUAUUGGAUGUAUUGCUGAGCUUAACUAUGAGGACGAGGUGUCUUUCCUCCGGCACAAAGAGAACGACUUUUCUGUGAUGUACUCCUCUAGGAAAAACAAAUCUCAGUUAUGGCUGGGUCCCGCCGCUUACGUGAAUCACGACUGCCGGCCAAAUUGCGCCUUCACUAUCAACUGCGAUGGCGACGAUCGGAUGAGCCUCACUGCCACCACAGAUAUUAAAAGUGGAGAUGAGAUAUACAUCUACUACGGUAAACACUUCUUCGACACCAAUAACGCCAGCUGCGAAUGUUUCACAUGUGAACUCCUCGAGAGGGGUUCUUUUUCCACCGGGCGUGUGGGUCCAAUCACAGCAGCACCUGCAUCUGCAGCAGCUCCGUUCUCUUCAGCAGAGUACCUCAGUUCAUCCACAACGUCGUCGACGUAUUCGUUAUCGCUGCCUUCCUCUCGGGGUGGGAAGAAAUCGGCCUGCGCACUGCAGGAAGACGGGCUAGUGGCUGCCAUCAAGGAGCGCCUUAGACGGGCUCCACUUGCUCACCGCACUGCACUCCCCAACCUUCGCAAUCGAAGCACUGCAGUGACUACCGCCCCAUCGACAUCUGCACCCACAUGUGCCGCGAUAGCCGAGCCGACAGCAGCGGCCGCGAUGAGCGGUCUCCUUGUGAAGGGUCUUUCCACGGGUCUGGCACGGAAUGUCGUCAACACUGCUGUCUACAGUCUACGCCACACUAAUUCGCGGCUGACCCGUGUGAAAGCGAAAAUCUACUCGGCGAUGCUUUCAUCUCUCAACCAGUCACCACCCCAGCAGCAGCAAGGGGGGGAAGAUCAGUCUCAAUCAAGUCACCAGACUUUCCAAGAGGGCAUUGUUUUGAGACCUAGAAAAUCGGCACCCCUUGCUACUUCCACUGGGGUAGCAUCCUCUACCCAGACUAAAAUGGCCUUGGGAGGCAGGAUGAAUAGCCGUACUGUGAUGCAACCUGGGCGAAUCGAUGUGGUGAAGAGACGGCGAUGCCUGCAGAGAGGCACUUCGACAACGGCAGUGCCAGUGGCGGUGCCGACUAACAAAGUGGAGCCUUCUCUCCACAAUCCCCCGAUACCACUUCGUCUUUCUCACAUACCUUUGCCUCCUCCUGCUCCCUCCUCCCCCUCCUCGUCAUCCACGUCGACCAUCGCUGCAACAGAAGCCGACGAGGCUCUCGCAGUGCAGAUGCCACCUCGAAGCCGAUCUCGUCUCAAAACCCGUCGAUUUAGAACUGUCUCCACUACCACCACUUCCGCUCCCUCUACCUACUUUCUCCGUCGCUCCGCCUGCCCUAAACCACCAGCCGAGCCCAUGCUCAUCGACCUGUCGGUGGAAUCAACCUCCACUUGUUCCUCCCUCAGCACUUGUCCCGCCGUCUCUGCUACUCCUCGGCUCGUUAUCGUUCGUAAGCAGUCUCGUCAAGAGGAGGUAGAAGGGGCACAGGACAUGUGGUUUGUCAAAGACUGCGACGACAGUGACGGUAAUGGUGAUAUAACGGAGCACAAACCAACCCCCACUCCACCCAUCCUUCAUACCUCUGGGGGAGGUGGACGAGGAUGGACGACUUCGGCCUCCUCUGUGGUCAACACCCCUUCUCCACCCCACCUGCAAGCUGUUUCGCCCACUCCACCGAUACUACAACGCGCGGAGGACCGAAUGCUUUUCUCCUUCUAUGGGUCCACUGCGGCGAGUGCAGCCCCGGCUCUGGACUCCGACGGGGUCUCAGACAGCGGAAGCUCGCCGGGUACGGCGAAACCGUUGACAGUAAGGAUUAAGCGGAUGGGACGGAGACUGUACUGUGUGCCGCCAGAGUCGGCUACAAUCAGUCGGCAGCGAGAUACUAUUUGA